AUGUCAGAAAAACCUCUGUUUUCCUCCAAAAUAGAGGCAAAAGAGUUUUUAAUGCGGCUUUGUGAUCAAGAAAUUGUGGUUCACGUAACUGAUGGCCGCAAAUAUAUUGGUCGAUUUUGGUGCACAGAUAGAUCCGCCAACUUAGUUCUGGGCACUUGUAUCGAGUAUCCUGCUUCAGCUGAUGCAGUUUACGAAAAAUUAGAACGCAAUUUGACCGCGGUCGUCAUUCCCGGACAACAUAUCACUAAAAUCGAAUGCAGUCGCAGCUUGUUGUCAUCGGCAGCUUUGUAA
Messenger RNA from Echinostoma caproni, 291 nucleotides. The record is from the annotation of a GenBank genome assembly. Lineage: Eukaryota; Metazoa; Platyhelminthes; Trematoda; Plagiorchiida; Echinostomatidae.